Molecule: messenger RNA, 1793 nt
Organism: Loa loa (African eye worm)
Lineage: Eukaryota; Metazoa; Nematoda; Chromadorea; Rhabditida; Onchocercidae
Product: Six3/6
Exons: 7
Coding region: 243-1757 (504 amino acids)
Biological process (GO): regulation of transcription by RNA polymerase II
Cellular component (GO): transcription regulator complex; nucleus
Molecular function (GO): RNA polymerase II cis-regulatory region sequence-specific DNA binding; DNA-binding transcription factor activity, RNA polymerase II-specific
Source: RefSeq, a predicted model, not a curated record
AGGGACGCAGAUAAUGAUAGAAGGAGACAGACAUAGUAACACAGAAGCUUCACGACAGAUGGCCUGCUGUUGCUACUGCUACUGCUACUGCUGCUGCCGUUGCGGUAACUGAUUGUGGUAUUACGGUGGCGUAUCGGUGGUGCUGUGACUGGUUGGAAGAAAGGCGAUCCUAUUUUCUAGGUGCAUUAACCUACGGGCUAUUACUGAUCUUGUUACUGUACUGCUAUUUAUACUGUGAUAUUAUGAGUGGAUUAGUUGGAGCUGAACAAUUGCAAAAGUUAUGGAUGCAUAUGGCGCUAAAUUCUAUGCAGGGUUAUCCACAAGGGAAUUCAUUAUAUCCACCGUUACGACCCUUUACAUUUGGUGCAAUGCUACAAUCAGAAGCAUCAACAUUUACUGGUGAACAGAUUGUAAAAAUUUGUGAGCAAUUAGAAGAUGCUGGUAACAUUGAACGAUUAGCUGCUUUCUUAUGGUCUAUCUCACAUCAACAACAUACUGAUGAAGUAACAACCAUACUACGGAAUCAUGAAUCGAUACUUCGUGCUAGAGCAUUAGUAUGUUUUCAUAUGGGAAAUUUCCAAGAGAUGUAUCGAAUACUUGAAUCACAUAAAUUCACCAAUGGUUCACAUAGCAAAUUGCAAGCAAUGUGGCAGGAAGCUCAUUAUCAAGAAGCAGAAAAAUUAAGGGGAAGGCCAUUAGGACCGGUCGAUAAAUAUCGAGUGAGAAAAAAAUAUCCAAUGCCUCGAACAAUUUGGGAUGGUGAGCAAAAGACACAUUGCUUUAAGGAGAGAACAAGAUCAUUAUUACGGGAAUGGUAUUUGCAAGACCCGUAUCCAAAUCCGAGUAAAAAAAAAGAAUUAGCAUCUAAAACGGGUUUAACUGCUAUGCAAGUCGGUAAUUGGUUCAAAAAUCGGCGUCAACGUGAUAGAGCUGCUGCUGCUAAAAAUAAAGCUAACGAAAUAAACGGUGUAAAGAAGAGUCCUGAAUCAGAUAAUUCAGAGGAUUCAGAAAUAGAAGAUAUGUUCAAUGGUUCACCGCUUGCUGAUUCACCCAUUCCAUCAGAUGAAUGUAGCAGUACGGAGAAGUUGCAACAUUCAACUGCAUGUACCUCAUUAAAUGCAACAAAGAUACCUGCGGAAUCAUCAAUAUCACAUCCUAUUGAAGCAACCUCCUCUGCAACAGUAUUUGCAAAUGCUUUUGAUCCGCUACAAUUUGAUCCACUACGAUUGUUUAUGAAUCGAUCUCUGAAUGCGGCUAUGCUAAAUCCAAUUCUUGCCCAACCUUCAGCUAUGUUAAGCUUACAGCAGCAAUUAUCAAAGCAUAUCUCUUCCACAUUGGUACAACCAAAUCUUAAACCGGAUCCAAAUUGUACAAUUAAACAACAUGAAACAGAAAGGAAUGAAACAUCAAGCAGCACUAAAAUAUCAUUUGAUAGAAAAAGAAUUGUUAAUUGUGGAUCUAAUUCAUCAUCCAUUUCAACAACACCAAAACGUUCCAAACUUCUUAUCGAUGAGAUUCUAAAUCUGAAAACUAAUGAAGCAUAUUCAACAGAUACACAUGAUACUACUGUACCUGAUCGUUCGUUGCAACACGAAAAUUUCUCGUCACCUUCAACAAGUAGGGAGCAAUCUAUGGAACCGAAUUUAACAAAGGAAGAUGAGAAAGCAUCAAUAAGUGAUAAUUGUGUAAUAACUGAUACGAUAUUUGUAGUUCCUGCUGAUAGUAGUAAUAUUCGUAAAAGUAAUGAAGCACGCUAACAUUAACUUAUGCUCCAUUUCCUAUUCAUUAAAUGG